Rasamsonia emersonii CBS 393.64 is the source of this 681-nucleotide messenger RNA. RefSeq names its product Ribosome biogenesis protein (Rrs1). The transcript is spliced from 2 exons. The record is from RefSeq and is a predicted model, not a curated record. Gene Ontology annotation, cellular component: nucleus; nucleolus; preribosome, large subunit precursor. Gene Ontology annotation, biological process: endonucleolytic cleavage in ITS1 to separate SSU-rRNA from 5.8S rRNA and LSU-rRNA from tricistronic rRNA transcript (SSU-rRNA, 5.8S rRNA, LSU-rRNA); ribosomal large subunit biogenesis; ribosomal large subunit export from nucleus. Bases 1 to 681 code for a protein of 226 amino acids. NCBI's taxonomy places the organism in Eukaryota, Fungi, Ascomycota, Eurotiomycetes, Eurotiales, Trichocomaceae. Gene Ontology annotation, molecular function: protein binding.
AUGUCGUCGACGGAGACGACAGAGACUGCUCUGGCAGCUUCUGCCCCGGCAGAGUCAACCACAAAGCCCAAGUCAGAAAAACUCCCCAUCACCGUAUCGAAACCAACGCCGUACACCUUCGACCUCGGCCAUUUGCUCGCACAGGAUCCAAAUCCCCUGGUCAUCCCCCCAUCCGAGCCUCUCAAUGACGUCCUCAAAGCGACCGCCCGUGACGGCGCCCAAUGUCUGCUGAACCAGCUGCUCACGACAUGUCCGAUCACGUCGUCCCCCCAAGACGGCGUGCUGCUGACCCUGCCACCUCCCAACAUCCUUCUGCCACGGCACAAGCCUCUCCCGCAACCGAAACCGCCAACCAAGUGGGAGCUCUUCGCCCGCAAGAAGGGUAUCGGCAAGUACAGCAAGAAGCCGGGCGCCGCGCUGGCCGACAAGGAGCGCCGCAAGAGGCUGGUGUACGACGAGGAGAAGGGCGAGUGGGUGCCGCGCUGGGGAUACAAGGGCAAGAACAAGGCCAUGGAGAACGAGUGGCUUGUUGAGGUUCCGGAGAAGGAGUGGAAGAAUGAAGGCGAGGGCAAGAACAUCCGCACGCUGAGCCGACAAGAGCGCAAGGAGCGGAUAAAGAGGAAUGAGCGGAAGAUGCGCGCGAAUGAGCGACGAGCCAGGAAGGCUGCUGGUGCUGGUUAA